Messenger RNA from Prunus armeniaca (apricot), 381 nucleotides. The record is from the annotation of a GenBank genome assembly. NCBI's taxonomy places the organism in Eukaryota, Viridiplantae, Streptophyta, Magnoliopsida, Rosales, Rosaceae.
AUGAUCAUCUUACAAAUUUUGGGGGAUGCGGCUGAGGGGGAAAGCAUAAAUAUGGUAGGCUGUGGGGCAAUACAGCUAGAGAGAGCUCCUUUGGCAGCGGUAAACAUCAUUCAAACUGGUGGGGCUGGUGCUCAAAUCGCCAUUGGUAAAGCCCUGGAGGCCACUGCUAUGGCAGCGGGACAGAAGCUGGUGGAGUGGAGUGAUGUGGUUGCAAUUCAAGCAGCCGAAGUCAAAGCCUUAUGGUUGACUAAAGUCAGUGUCGGCAAGAAGGGGAUGCGACUGCUAGAGCGGAGGGAGAGAGAGAGAGAGAGAGAGAGAGAGAGAGAGAGAGAGAGAGAGAGAGGGGUGCGGCUGGAGACAUGGCCGGUCUUGAGAUUUUGA